Messenger RNA from Paramisgurnus dabryanus, 8379 nucleotides. RefSeq names its product rho-associated, coiled-coil containing protein kinase 2a (gene rock2a). Gene Ontology annotation, biological process: embryonic morphogenesis; regulation of actin cytoskeleton organization; Rho protein signal transduction. Gene Ontology annotation, cellular component: cytoplasm; cytoskeleton; centrosome. The record is from RefSeq and is a predicted model, not a curated record. Gene Ontology annotation, molecular function: ATP binding; small GTPase binding; Rho-dependent protein serine/threonine kinase activity. NCBI's taxonomy places the organism in Eukaryota, Metazoa, Chordata, Actinopteri, Cypriniformes, Cobitidae.
CUUAUGGGUAAAGAGCGCUGCUGUCGUCGUGUUGAUGUCAGAGUCACAAACUCGAGCUGGAAUAUUGAAGAACGGAUCCGCAAUACCGGCAGACGGAUCUAUCGACUCUACUGACGAGAUGUGGACACACAUGCUUUGGAAAACGCUUGCGAGGAACUUAAAAUAAUCCAAUUUAUACGGAAAUCCUUGUACAGGAUCAAAUAAAACGCGCUGGCGUGUUGCAGGAAUGCGUUUGGAGUUUGUGAUCUGCUAAACUCAACAGAUUAUCACUUUUGAAAACUGCUGGGUUGUUUAUGAACUGGGAAGAUUUGAAGUCAGGAUCAGCCAGGAGAGGAGAGGGGGAGAAUAGGGGAGACAGGAGGAGGGGAGGAGAGAAGAGAGGGGUGAGAGGCGGGAGGAGAGGGGCGCCCAGAAAACGCCCUGCUGCUGAAGCGUCUAAAAAUUAAAACUUUAUCGCGCCAUUGACUGUAGGGUACAACUCUGUCACGAUGGGUUGGAAAGUUUGAACGCGCUUGGUUUUUUACAAAUCCACUUUAUAAACUGCUCGAGGGAGGUUUGGGAAAACCUCCGCUGCUCCCAUUGGAUUAUUUUUUCCGCUUUAUUCUGGACAAGUCCGGGGAUCUUUUUUGGAGGGCGGCGAGUCCGAGGCUGUCUAGGCCCACGGCCACCGCUCGACAACUUGAACGAAGGUCUUGUAUAUUUCAUGUGAACCAGAAAAGUUGGGCAGAUCGCUCCUCAUCGCUCAGCCUGGCGCCAGGAGAAGAGAAAAAUGUCGCUGGGAGCGGAGAGAAGGAUGGAAAACCGGCUGAGAAAGCUGGAAGCCAUGAUCAAAGACCCGCGGUCUGCGAUCAACUUGGAAAGUUUGCUGGACUCCAUGAAUGCUUUGAUCUUGGACCUGGACUUUCCGGCCUUACGUAAAAAUAAGAACAUAGAGACCUUCUUAAACAGAUAUGAGAAGGUUAUGUGUCGUAUUCGGGAACUCCAGAUGAAGCCGGAGGAUUUCGAAAGAGUGAAGGUGAUCGGUAGAGGAGCAUUUGGAGAAGUUCAGCUGGUUAGGCAUAAAGCCUCUCAGAAGGUCUAUGCAAUGAAGGUGCUCAGUAAGUUUGAAAUGAUCAAACGUUCAGACUCCGCCUUCUUCUGGGAGGAACGUGACAUCAUGGCAUUUGCAGACAGUCCGUGGGUCGUACAGCUGUGCUGUGCGUUCCAGGAUGACCGCUCGCUCUAUAUGGUUAUGGAGUACAUGCCAGGAGGAGAUCUCGUCAAUCUCACCAGCACGUAUGACGUUCCUGAGAAGUGGGCAAAGUUCUACACGGCCGAGGUCGUGUUGGCUUUGGACGCCAUUCACUCCAUGGGCUUCAUUCAUCGAGACGUCAAACCGGACAACAUGCUGCUGGACCGCAACGGGCACCUUAAACUCGCAGACUUCGGGACAUGCAUGAAAAUGGAUGAGACAGGGAUGGUUCACUGUGAUACUGCAGUUGGUACCCCGGAUUACAUCUCACCAGAGGUACUCAAGUCUCAAGGAGGGGAUGGUUGCUACGGCCGGGAGUGUGACUGGUGGUCAGUAGGAGUAUUUAUCUACGAGAUGCUGGUCGGUGAUACACCAUUUUACGCUGAUUCUCUGGUGGGGACCUACAGUAAGAUUAUGGAUCAUAAGAACUCGCUUAACUUCCCCGAUGAUGUUGAGAUCUCUCAAGAAGCCAAAAACAUCAUCUGCGCCUUCCUAACAGACAGAGAAAUUCGGCUUGGUCGAAGCGGUGUAGAGGAAAUUAAAAAACACCCUUUCUUCAAAAACGACCAGUGGACCUUCAGCACCAUUAGAGAGACUUCAGCUCCUGUGGUUCCAGAACUAAGCAGUGAUAUAGACACUAGUAAUUUUGAUGAGAUAGAAGAGGAUAAAGGAGAAGUUGAGACCUUUCCUACAACCAAAGCCUUUGUUGGCAAUCAGUUGCCCUUUGUUGGCUUCACCUACUUUAAAGAAGACCAGUUGUUGAAAGAUGUCAACAGUUCAGCAAUGAGAAAUGAUCAUCCCACAUCCAGCAAUAUAGAGGACAAUUUAGCUCUUCAGAAGAAACUUCACUCCCUGGAGGAGCAGCUCAAUAUUGAGAUGCAGGCCAAAGAUGAACUGGAGCAAAAAUACAGAAGCAACUUCAGCCGCCUGGAAAAGAUCACCAAAGAGCUUGAUGAAGAGAUAAAUGGCAGGAAAGUGUUGGAGACGUCUCUGAGACAGCUGGAGAGAGAGAAAGCUCUGCUGCAGCACAAGAGCGUGGAAAGUCACCGCAGAGCCGAAAGCGAAGCUGACCGCAAACGCUGCCUGGAAAAUGAGGUGAACGGUCUGAGAGAUCAGCUGGAUGAGAUGAAAAAGAAGAACCAGAACUCGCACAUUUCCAAUGAGAAGAACAUUCACCUGCAGAAACAGCUGGAUGAGGCGAACGCAUUACUGCGAGCCGAGUCUGACGCAGCUGCACGACUGCGUAAAGCCCAAGCGGAGAGCUCCAAACAGAUGCAGCAGAUGGAGGGUAAUGUGAGAGAACUGCAGGAUAAAUACUGCAUGCUGGAGAACAGCAAGCUCACCCUGGAGAGAGAAAAUAUCACCCUGCAGGCCGCGCUGGACGCAGAGAAACGAGAGCACACCCAGGGCUCUGAGACCAUCUCUGAUCUGCAAGCACGGAUCUCUGGUUUGGAGGAUGAGGUUAAACAAGUGAGACAGGCUCUGUCCAAAGCUGAGACAGAAAAGAGACAACUUCAGGAGAAACUUACAGAUCUGGAAAAGGAGAAGAGCAAUAAAGAGAUUGACAUGACCUAUAAGCUGAAGGUGUUACAGCAGGGCUUGGAGCAGGAGGAAGCGGCACACAAAGCAACAAAAGCUCGACUCGCAGACAAAAACAAGAUCAGCGAGUCUAUCGAAGGAGCCAAAUCUGAGGCUGUGAAAGAUCUGGAGCAGAAGCUGCAGGAAGAACGGUCCUCUAAACAGCGCGUGGAGAACAGGGUUUUGGAAUUGGAGAAGAAAAACUCCAUGCUCGACUGUGACUACAAACAGUCACUGCAGAAGCUCGAGGAACUGAGAAGAAACAAGGAGAGACUCACAGAAGAGGUGAAGAAUCUGUCUCUGAAGAUCGAACAGGAGGUGCAGAAACGUUCUUUGACUCAGAAUGACCUGAAGGUUCAGAACCAGCAGCUCAUCACUCUGCGUACGUCAGAAAAACAACUAAAGCAGGAGAUCAACCACCUUCUGGACAUCAAACGCAGCCUGGAGAAACAGAACAUGGAACUGCGCAAGGAGCGUCAGGACUCUGAUGGGCAGAUGAAGGAACUUCAGGAUCAGUUGGAGGCCGAGCAGUAUUUCUCUACGUUGUAUAAGACACAGGUGCGAGAGCUGAAAGAAGAGUGUGAAGAAAAAAAUAAGCUAUAUAAAGACAUGCAGCAGAAUCUACAAGAGUUGCAGGAGGAGAGGGAUUCUCUCGCAGCUCAGCUGGAGAUCACACUCACGAAAGCUGACUCCGAGCAGCUGGCACGCUCCAUCGCGGAGGAACAGUAUUCCGACCUGGAGAAAGAGAAGAUUAUGAAGGAGCUGGAGAUCAAAGAGAUGAUGGCCAGACACAGGCAGGAGCUCUCUGAGAAGGACACCACCAUCACCUCUUUGGAAGAAGCGAAUCGCACUUUGACGAAUGAUGUGGCAAACCUGGCCAAUGAGAAGGAAGAACUUAACAACAAGCUAAAGGAGGCGCAAGACAACAUGCAGAAUAUUAGAAAUGAAGAGCAGUCCGUUGCGCAAGUAAAACUCACUCUUGAGAAACAGCUGCAGGUGGAGAAAACUCUCAAAACACAGGCGGUGAAUAAACUGGCAGAGAUUAUGAACAGGAAGGAGGUCAGAGGUGGUGGCAGUCGGCGUGGAAAUGAUACAGAUGUCAGAAGGAAGGAGAAAGAGAACAGGAAGUUGCAGCUGGAACUUCGAUCCGAGAGGGAGAAACUCAACAGCUCCAUUAUUAAAUACCAGAGAGAAAUUAAUGACAUGCAAGCGCAACUGGCAGAUGAGUCGCAGGUGCGCAUUGAGCUUCAGAUGGCUCUGGAUAGUAAAGACAGCGAUAUUGAGCAACUUCGCAGCCUGCUGAACUCUCUUAAUGUCCACUCACUUGAUUCUGUCAGUAUGAGCAGUGGUCCAGAUAUAGACACCGAUGAGUCACUUGCAGAGACGAGGUUGGAGGGUUGGUUGUCUUUACCAGUGAGGAACAACACAAAACGCUUUGGAUGGGAAAGAAAGUAUGUUGUGGUGAGCAGCAAGAAGAUUCUGUUCUACAACAGCGAACAGGACAAAGAGCAUUCCAAUCCUUACAUGGUGUUAGACAUAGAUAAACUUUUCCAUGUACGAUCGGUAACCCAGACUGACGUUUAUCGUGCUGAUGCCAAAGAGAUCCCCAGAAUAUUCCAGAUCUUGUAUGCUAAUGAGGGCGAGAGCAAGAAGGAACAAGAAGAGGCUCUUCCUGGGGACAAGUCCAGCUACAUUUGCCAUAAGGGUCAUGAGUUCAUUCCCACCCUCUACCACUUUCCCACUAACUGUGAAGCUUGUACCAAACCCCUGUGGAAUAUGUUCAAACCACCUCCAGCCCUGGAGUGCAGGAGAUGCCACAUCAAGUGCCACAAAGACCACAUGGACAAGAAGGAAGAAAUCAUUGCUCCCUGCAAAGUCAACUACGAUGUGUCUACGGCUAAAAACCUGCUGCUGUUAGCCACAUCUCAAGAGGAACAGCAAAAGUGGGUUGGUCGACUGAUAAAGAAAAUCCCUAAGAAACCUCCGGCACCGGAUGCCCCUCACCGCUCCUCACCCAGAGUUCCCAGUAAAGUACAAGCCAGUCAAUCCUUGAGAAGACCCAGUCGACAAAUACCACCCAGCAAACCCAGGUUUGUAAGCACCGUAAGGGAACCUACAGCGUGCGUGGAGAAAUCUGGCUUCAUCUACCACAAGGGUCAUGAGUUUAUGCCUUUAUUCUACCACUUCCCUGCAAACUGCGAUGCCUGUACCAAACCCCUGUGGAACAUGUUCAAACCACCUCUAGCCCUGGAAUGUCAGAGAUGUCAAAUCAAAUGCCACAAAGAGCACAUGGACAGGAAAGAGGAAGAUCUCAGACCAUGUUCUCCAGACCAAUUCAACCCCCAGUUCUCCGCUGGGUGAGAGGAGAACGUGGCCGACCUGGAUAUUGGAUGGGGACGUAUUGCUUUUUGUUGGGCAGGAUGGCUGUAGGAUGCUUCUGAACCGGCAAAAACCUUUAAGUCUUAAAGGUUACAGUCGUGAUGCUUGCCUCGCAUGUUAACACAUUGUUAUUGCAAAUUCCGGCUAACCAGGUGUCAUACAAAAAGCUUGAACAGUAUUGCAUUAAACUGCUGGGAAUACUGAGUUGGAUGUGAAUCCAAGGCCACAGCUUGUGCACUAACAAUUUCACGCACUCAAGUAUGCAUCAUAAAAUUUGGUGCAGGUUUUACACAUUUUCACAUAGACCUAUAGCUUUAUUGCACAGAUAUGCUGCCUUUACAAAUACCAUAUUGGUUGACCUCAGGAAGCUUUGGGAGGUGAAAUGGUUCAUCUCAACUACACAGAUUACCUCUAAGGUGCCAAGGUGUAUCUUCACCUUCAACUACCUCUAAACCAUACCAGUAAACUUUGUGUUGUGGGAGAUCGAUAAAGGUUUAGUUGAAUGCUCUCUCUCCUCCACCUGCAGGAAUCCCGAUUUAGAGCUUCAGGACUGGCACUGGGCUCUGGAUGACGUGGACGAUGUAGAUUAUGACCACACAUUUAAUUUCUAAGGAGCGUAGGGUUGUAUCAGGGUAAACACAUACAAGCUCUGUUCCAAAACCUAGUCAGCUCCCUAUCUAGGAAGCAUUUUAGGUCAGCAUGAAAGCUAUUUUUGGCUAAAUUCUUAGGUAUCAAGCUAUGUGAAUUAUGCAAAGAAGACAAUCCCAUGAUGCACUGCAAAGAACUCAAUAAAAAAAAGAUAAUCUACAGAAAGAAAUGACAUAAAUAUUUAAGCAUCAGGUUAAACCGUUCUGUUAAGAUGCUGCCUAAGUAGGCUAUAGAAAGCAAGGUUGCUCACUAGGUUGUGGGACAUGGCAAUGGAGUGCUCGCUUAUUUUGGCGUACAGUGGGAUUUGGUUGCUGUUAAAGCAGAUGUGUAUGCAUGUGCGUGUGUGUUCUGUUUGUGUGGCCAAGAUGGGAAAUGGAGAGUUUGCCAUAAACCAAACAUAUACCAAUUGCUCUGCUCAUAAACACCCUCUCCACCCUCAAAAAAUUCAAAUGCUCUUGAAUAUCGACCCCAACAAUUCAUUCAGUGUAAUCGUAUUACUUACUUCGAAAGGAGGGGAGGUUUGUUCAGAGAAUUGGAAUUUGGCCUGUUUCUUGUUUGACCUUUGACCCUCUUGCCCUAGUCCCACCAGACUGGACGUGCCAAAGAUGAGGCGAGCAGACUCCACCAACAGCAUUCUGAACAAAUAAGUCUGUGUGAAUAUGUGUGUGUUUAACAAACUGUCAAGAAGUAAUUUCAUCUGUACUGUAAAAGGAAAAGAGAAUAAGAGAGAAUGUGCAUCAAAAUAGUAUUUUUUUAUUUUAUUGUUACCUUUUGCAAUAAACAUUUGUGACCCUGUUUUGUGUGAAUUUGCAGGUGUUUCAAUAUGCCUCUUUUAAGCAUGCAUGCUGUGGUUCAUUUAUUUCUUCUUGGGUUGUUUAAAUGCGGUGAAAUUAACUUUCUCCCUUUCUUUUUUCUCGAUUUUCCUUCUCUUCUCUAGUUAACCUUAUUUUGGGAAUCUGGUGCUGCUACAUGGUGAUUUGGGGUUCUUCCUGUCGCACCAACAAAAGACCUUUGUCAUAACUUUCCGCACGUUUUGGCAUAUCCAAAAAAGUGAAAGAUGCACAAAUGUUGAUGCAGGUUUGCUGUCGUGAUAAGACUUUUAUUUUCUGGGCAUGUGGUUGCUUUUACUCGGAGCGCACAACAGAUCUACACAGAACAAGGAGGUCAGAACCACACCAAACAUCUUAUUCACUGAAGGCCAGAGUUCAGCUGGACAGAACCUCAUCGGACCGCCUUAGGGACUCGCAAAAGAAUGUGGAUGACAACUAUACCCGAUCUGAUCAGAUCGUAGUGUUUUUUUUUGGGGGGGGGGGUUUGACUUUAAUGGCCGAAUGUAGACAGUAGUACAAGAUAAACGUGGCUACAAAACACCACUAUAUAAAAAUUUUAAUACUUUCAUAAUGCAAUGAAACUAGUUAUUGUAGAGUUUUACAGGUAUUUUAUUUUACAUCUUUGGUUACCCCACCCCAAUGUAUUGUGUGUUUAUUUUCUCUCUUAUCAUAAAUGCAUCCCGUACUGAUUCCCAACAUCAGGGUUCAGCUCAGAUCCUGAAGGGUCACAGUCCUGCAGAGUUUAGCUUCAACCUUAAUCAAAAGUAAUAUCGAAGACCUUGGUUUGAGUAGUGGUUGGAACUAAAUUCUGCAGGAUUGUGUCCUUUUAGGAUCGGAGUUGUGUACCACAUCAUGAGUUGAAUGUAGUCUGAGCAGAACAUAACUGUAAAUGUACUGUAACAGGGAUUGAGAUUUAAAUCCGAUCCGCCCGGAGUCUAUUGCUAUCUGGGAAUGUAAAAUGCAUCUCUCAUUUGUGAUUCAAAACAGAGUCUCGUACCCUAAAAGAAGAACUUGGCCAAAAACUGAUUAACCUUGCAAGCACAUGACUGAACUAUUCGUAAGAUGAAAGAAUGUCUGUAAACCACACGCUUAGGUUCACUACUAUUUUUAUUGGUGAUUUGAAGUGGUCGAUUUUUUUUGUGUGUGUGUGUGAAUUGUCACUCUAGCAAACGCUGUGUAUCUCUGGGUGUGCUAUGGAUACAAAUCCUUGUGUUCUUUUACACUUAUAUAAGUGUAUUCAUAUAUAUAUAUAUGAAUAUACAGCGUAUAUUUGACCUGCCAUCCUACCAGUGGGUUUGCUAUUUAUACAGGUCUGGGCACUUUUUUAUUUUGAUAGGCUGCCUCCAGAUUUGCAUGUUUUAUAUUGAUGUACUGUUUGAGCAUAAAUUGAAGCAUAUGUAGCCGUGUUGUUUGGAGACCCUGUAUAACAUUUGCUUAUUUUUGUACACAAAAGUAGUUAAAGAAGUAUAUAGCUGUGAAUGUAGUAAAGGAAGUAAAGUUUUAAUAUAAAUUUUUGGUCUGUAACCGUUCUUCAAUCACAUGCUCACACACACACACACACACUGCAUAUACAUUGGAGUUCACAGUUGGAGAACAAUUUAUAAAACGUUUUUCUGAAAUGUUAAUCUUCAUCACUUAAAAUUUAAAGGAAUAUUAGUUGUGGGUAUACCAAUGUUCUAGGGUGUUUUACAAUAUAACCAAGCCACUUUAACA